AAAAUAGUCUUUUGCUAUGUACUUUGUCUAUGGAUACCAUCAAAAUAAGAGGAGUUAAUUAAAUGACUUACAUUUUUAUUUAACUUCAUUGUUUUGUUGGAUAAGGUUGGAUACAACUUAGAAGCGAUGAACGAGGGCUUGAGUACAAUUACUGCCGGAACAAGUGUGGAUAUUAAACGCACAGACGGACGCGUGCACACGGCGGUGGUGUCCGGGGUCAACUAUGAGACGAGAAGCGUCACGGUCGAGUGGUUCGAGCGGAACGAGACCAAGGGCAAGGAGAUCGAGAUCGAGACGUUGCUGGCGCUGAACCCGGACCUGAUCCCGGGACACCGCAUCGAGCACGGCCUGAGCCCCGCCAGGAUCAGCCGGUGCGCCACCCAGGCCUCUAUCGGCCUCGCGAACAAGGGCAGGGACUACAAUGUCGCCAACAACACAGGGGAGCGGCCCGUGUACCAGCGCAUGACGCGCCAGCAGGUCCGGCAGACCAACAUCAUGAACGGCCACUCCGAGCCGCAGCAGCAGAACAACACGCUGCGAGGCACGGAGAAUGUGGCGCCCGCGCCAAGCAGCUCCAACCUGCCGGUGGCGCUCAGGCAGCAACAACAGCAACAACAGCAGCAGCAACAGCAACAACAGCAGCAACAGCAGCAGCCGUUCCAAACGCCUGCCACGGCAGCGGCGGCGGCGGGCAACAAGGGGCGGCGCAGCAACGUGGUGAAGGAGGUGGAAAAGCUGAAGAAGAACCGGGAGGAGCGACGACAGCGGCAGGCGGAGAUGCAGGCUGAGAAGGAGUCUCUCAUGAGCAUGGACCCAGGCAACCCCAACUGGGAGUUCCUCGCCAUGAUCAGAGAUUACCGCAGCAACAUCGACUUCCGGCCGCUGAGGGAGAGCGACGCUGUGGAGGACCACCAGAUCACGGUGUGCAUCAGGAAGAGGCCCCUCAACCGGAAAGAGGUGCAGCGCAAGGAGGUGGACGUGAUCUCGGUGCCGACCAAGGACCAGCUGGUGGUGCACGAGCCCAAGCUCAAGGUGGACCUCACCAAGUACCUGGAGAACCAGCACUUCCGCUACGACUACAUCUUCGACGACACCUGCACCAACGAGCUGGUGUACCGGUACACUGCGCAGCCCCUGGUGCAGACCAUCUUCGAGGGCGGCAUGGCGACGUGCUUCGCGUACGGCCAGACGGGCAGCGGCAAGACCCACACGAUGGGCGGGGACUUCCACGGCAAGACGCAGGACUGCAAGCGCGGGGUGUACGCGAUGGCGGCCAAGGACGUGUUCCGGCUGCUGAGGUCGCCGCGCUACAAGGGGCUCAACCUGGUGGUGUCGGCCAGCUUCUUCGAGAUCUACAGCGGCAAGGUGUUCGACCUGCUGGCCGGCAAGGCGAAGCUGCGAGUGCUGGAGGACGCCCGCCAGGUGGUGCAGAUCGUGGGGCUGACCGAGAAGGUGGUCGACUCUGUGGACGAGGUGCUCAAGCUCAUCCAGCACGGCAACACCGCCAGGACGUCGGGACAGACAUCUGCGAAUUCCAACUCGUCGCGGUCUCACGCAGUAUUCCAGAUAGUGGUGCGCACUCCGGGCGUGUCGCGAAUCCACGGCAAGUUCUCCCUCAUCGACCUGGCGGGCAACGAGCGCGGGGCGGAUACCUCGUCCGCCAACCGCCAGACAAGGAUGGAGGGCGCGGAGAUCAACAAGUCGCUGCUGGCCUUGAAGGAGUGCAUCCGCGCGCUGGGGAGGAAAGGUGCUCACCUGCCCUUCAGGGCCAGCAAGCUCACGCAGGUCCUCAGAGACUCCUUCAUCGGCGAGAAGUCUCGCACGUGCAUGAUAGCGAUGGUGAGCCCGGGCAUGAGCAGCUGCGAGCACUCGCUGAACACCCUGCGCUACGCGGACCGCGUGAAGGAGCUGGCGGCCAACGACCCCCUGGAGAUGAAGAGCUCGCCCACGGACGACGAGGACGCGCUGAAGGCGGAGGACCCCGUGAGCAACGGGGACAACGACCUGGCGCAGCUGCGCUCUCUCAACGAGGGGGAGCUGUCCCACGACCUGCUGACCUUCCACGAGGCGCUGUCCCAGCUGCAGGCCAUGGAGGACGACAUGUUGGACACCCACAAGAGCGUCAUGGACAGCGUGCCGGCGUGGCAGCAGGCCCUCGAGCGCCUCUUCCGCCAGACCCACCAGGUGGACUACGACCAGGACGCCUACUCCAAGCAGCUGGAGAUGCUGCUGUCUGCGAUGGUGGACGUCCUGAACGAACUGAAGGCCAAGGUCGGCGGCUUCCGCGGUCAGCUGGCCGCUGAGGAGAUGAUCAGUCAGAAGAUGAAGCGCCCCGGCGCGUCCAGACUGAACUGAGUCAGCUCACCCCGCAGCCGGAAACACAUCACGCCACGGACGUUGCCGCAUCCAUACCCUCGCUCGGCCGUCCACCGUUUUUUAAAAUUAUUCCUAGUUUACUUUUACUUUGUUUAUGCCAGAAUUUUUUUUUUAUAUAAUUGUAGUUUUAACAAUGCUAAAAAAAAGGUGUUACAGCUGGAGAAGUGUGUAGUUGAAUAAAUGAAGGAAAUUGUUUUUGACGCUCUUAUUAAAAGGAAAAAAAAAAUUGCCACAUUUUAUUAUUUUUAAAUUUUAUAAACGUUAUGAUCAUUGUAAAUGUCACUGGCUAUUAUCAUACUGUAACACGACCUUGUGGCGUUGUUUUUGUGAUUGAUUUAAAUGUAACUGGAUGUAAAACUUUUUGUUCGCAUAUCAACCUGUAUGUAAUUAUUGCAGAAGUUAAUUGUACAUAUUUUUAAUUUAUGAGUAAAGAGUAAAAAAUUUUGUAUGUGCGAGUUUACAAUUUUAGUGUCUAAAUUAGAUUACUUUUUGUACCCCCAAAAGUGAACUGAUGUUUUUGUUACUUGUAUAACAGUUGAAUUAUGUUGUAUAAUAGAAUAGGUUGGGAGUCUAUGGCUGUACAUAUUUAAAUUUUUUGGUAUAGAAAUGUCUGUUGAAAACUGAUUAAGUGGUCUUAACUGCUGCAUGUAUUAAUAUUUUGUUGCAGCUUAAGAAAAAAAUUAUUUCAAAGGUACUAGGAAAGACAUGAAAUAGCUCUAAUGAAUUGUGGCUAGCUACGGAUAAUUUAAUAUUUUGUUUGAAAAUUCCUUCAUAUGAGACAGAGCAUGGCUACAAUGGGUAAUUGGACUGUCUGUUAAAUGUUAAUUGGCUAAUUUGCUAAAUUAAAAUCUUAGUCUUAAUGACUUACCUUGAUAUCUGAGAGGUGAUAUAACUAAAGUGCUACUGAUUAACAAGGGUGCUAGCAACAGCCACGUACUCUCAUGUGAUAAAAAAAAUUCACUACCAAUUAAAUUCAUAAUUUUUUAAUUUGUGUUUGAUUUAUAAUUUUUAAGCUGAAAUGUGUUAUUUUUACUGUAAUUUAAGUUUAGUAAUGUCAUUUUUUUAAUUAUUUAUUAUAUUUGUAAAUUAGAUUAUUCACUACAAAUAAACAUUUAGUCCAUCA
Bacillus rossius redtenbacheri is the source of this 3499-nucleotide messenger RNA. It is a transcript of the gene Klp10A, whose product is annotated as kinesin-like protein Klp10A. Lineage: Eukaryota; Metazoa; Arthropoda; Insecta; Phasmatodea; Bacillidae. Bases 127 to 2355 code for a protein of 742 amino acids. Gene Ontology annotation, biological process: microtubule-based movement. The record is from RefSeq and is a predicted model, not a curated record. The transcript is spliced from 15 exons. Gene Ontology annotation, molecular function: ATP binding; microtubule binding; microtubule motor activity.